Messenger RNA from Lachancea thermotolerans CBS 6340, 2706 nucleotides. It is a transcript of the gene TPS2, whose product is annotated as trehalose-phosphatase TPS2. Gene Ontology annotation, biological process: trehalose biosynthetic process; fungal-type cell wall organization; cellular response to heat. Gene Ontology annotation, cellular component: alpha,alpha-trehalose-phosphate synthase complex (UDP-forming); cytosol. Gene Ontology annotation, molecular function: catalytic activity. The record is from RefSeq and is a predicted model, not a curated record. The coding region runs from base 1 to 2706 and encodes 901 amino acids. The transcript has a single exon. Lineage: Eukaryota; Fungi; Ascomycota; Saccharomycetes; Saccharomycetales; Saccharomycetaceae.
AUGAGCUCUGACAAACCUGGCACUGCGGAAAAGCCCGUCUCCGGCCGCAUCAUCAAUUGUGUGCCACAGCUCCCUUACAAGGUCAGCAGGAACGACCUCUACACGCCCGGCGAGAAUCAGGACCCCGGCGACGAGUGGAAGCUGACUCCGAUCUCUGGCAACAGCGCGCUAUACUCGUCGCUGUAUCUGCUCCGGGACUCGCCCGACUGGGAGGAGCAUGUGGUGGGCUGGACCGGCGAGAUCGACCCCGGCAACAAGUUCGCGUACGUCGCGCCUCCCAACCAGCGCGGCACCCAGGCCGCCAACGACAAUGCGCGCUACAAUUCGCAAGAGUCCAACGAGGAUCCACUCUACCUGUCGCAGGAGCAGAAGCGGGUGAUCGCGGAGAAGCUGCAGGACAAGGAGGACUCCAAUAACAAGAUGACGGUCCACCCAGUCUGGCUGCUGCGCAGGGACCAGCUGCGUUGGCGUGAGUAUUCGGACAAAAUCGUUUGGCCCGCGCUGCACUACAUCCUCAACCCCCCCUCAGACGGGCAGAAAGAAAACACCUGGUGGUACGACUAUGUCAAGUUCAACGAGGCUUACGCUUUGAAGGUAGCCCAGAUCUACCAGCCUGGUGACAUAAUCUGGGUUCACGAUUACUACCUCAUGCUGCUGCCCCAGCUGCUGCGCAUGCGCUUCGGCGACGCCAUUAUCGCCUACUUCCAUCAUACCCCUUGGCCCAGUAGCGAAUACUUCCGGUGCUUGUCCAAACGUAAGCAACUGCUGGACGGUAUUCUAGGUAGCAACCGUGUGUGCUUCCAAAACGACGGCUUUUCCCGCCAUUUUGUCUCUGCCUGUAAAAGACUUUUAGACUCCACCUCCACCAAGAAGAAGUCCAAGGGCAAGGGCCGCGACGAAUGGGUGAUCAGCGUUUACGGCGGUGAUGUUGUCGUUGACUCUCUCCCUAUCGGCGUCAACACGGAGGAGAUCUUGCGCAAGGCCUUUACCGAGGACAUCGACGAAAAGGUCAAGGUCAUUAAAGAAGCAUACGCGAACAAGAAAAUCAUUUUCGGCAGAGACAGACUGGAUACUGUGAGAGGCGUUGUUCAGAAACUGCAGGCAUUUGAGGCCUUUUUGGCUAUGUACCCGGAGUACAGAGACAAGGUCGUUUUGAUCCAAGUGAGCAGGCCCACUGCCACAGACCAGGGCUUGAAACUGGAGCAGCAAGUCAACGAUCUUGUGAACUCUAUCAACGCACAGUAUGGUACCCUGAACUCUUCUCCAGUUCAUCACUACCAUGUCCGGAUUCCAGAGGAUGCAUACCACUCUCUACUGAGAGCUGCUGACUUGUGUCUUAUCACAAGCGCCAGAGACGGCAUGAAUACUACCGCCCUCGAGUACGUGACGGUUAAAAGCAGGUCUUCUAUAGAUGGAUGCUACGCCAACCCCUUGGUCCUCAGCGAGUUCUCUGGAACUAGCACGGUUUUGAAGGAUGCUCUUAUCGUUAAUCCAUGGGACGCCGUCGCCGUGGCUAGAACCAUUAAGAAGGCGCUGUGCUUGACUGCACAAGAAAGAGUAUCUCUGGAGAUGAAGCUUUGGUCGAAGGUUCCAACCAUCCAAGACUGGAACAACAGCUUCUUGCAGAGAAUGGUGGAGAUCGCCAAGCAUGAGUCCCAAGAUAACAAAAUCACACCCGCUCUUAACAGGCCUCUUCUGUUGCAGGCAUAUCGCGCUGCCAAACGUCGCCUGUUUUUGUUCGACUAUGAUGGCACCUUGACGCCAAUUGUGCAAGAUCCUGCCGCGGCUAUUCCAAGCGCGAGGUUGUUCAGAAUUCUCUCCAAACUGGCAGCGGACCCACAUAAUCUCAUAUGGAUUAUUUCCGGAAGAGAUCAACAGUUUCUGUCAAAAUGGCUAGGCUCUCGCAUGCCGCAAUUAGGUUUGAGUGCUGAACACGGUUGCUUCAUGAAGGACGUUUCAUCCGAAGAGUGGGUCAACUUGACAACCAAGUAUGACAUGACAUGGCAAGAGAAAGUAAAUGAAGCCAUGGAACAAAUUACUGUUCAAACACCAGGUUCCUUCAUUGAAAAGAAGAAGGUCGCUGUCACGUGGCAUUACAGACGUGCUGACCCAGAGCAGGGUGAGUUCUUGGCUGGAAAGCUGAAGGCCUCAUUGGAGAAAUUCUCUAAGGACCUCGGAUUGGAAGUCAUGGAGGGCAAAGCUAACCUCGAAGUUCGUCCUAAAUUCGUGAACAAGGGUGAAAUCGUGAAAAGAUUAGUUUGGCAUCCUUACGGUGAAAAGCAAUUGAACGAAGAUGAGUUCAAACAGGACGAUACCGUGCCCAAGUCCCAGCUUCCUGACUUCGUCCUCUGUCUAGGUGAUGACUUUACGGACGAAGAUAUGUUCAACCAGCUAAAUGAUAUCGAGAGUGUCUGGGACAAGAAAUUCCCCGACGAUAAGAACGAAGCUGGUCACUACGGUAUCUAUCCUGUAACGGUCGGAUCUGCAUCCAAAAAGACCGUUGCAAAGGCACAUUUGACUGACCCCCAGCAGGUGCUGGAUACCCUAGGUUUGCUCGUUGGCGACGUUUCCUUGUUCCAAAGUCCUGGUACUGUCGAAUUAGAUGACCGUGGCCACGUUAAAGACAGCGAAAGCAGUGUGAAAUCCGAGCAGGCCGGUGCAGCUUAUAACAUGAAACGGAGCGCAUCCUUGAAGGAUAACGCUUGA